Plasmodium vinckei vinckei is the source of this 360-nucleotide messenger RNA. RefSeq names its product conserved Plasmodium protein, unknown function. The coding region runs from base 1 to 360 and encodes 119 amino acids. Lineage: Eukaryota; Apicomplexa; Aconoidasida; Haemosporida; Plasmodiidae. The record is from RefSeq and is a predicted model, not a curated record. The transcript has a single exon.
AUGAGGAACCACAACGAGAGUACAAUAAAUAGAAUUUAUGAAUCAUCACUAAAAAAACUUGAAGAAAAUAUAGACAAAGGGAAAUUAGUUUUAAAAGCGGAAAAAGAAAGAAAAAUAGAUUUUAAAGGAGUUGAACUUAAUUUAAAAAAUCAUAUGAAUGAAAUGACAAAACUUGUAAAAGAAGCAAAAAAUAUAAAAACAUUAUCAAGUAAUAAUAUAAAAGAUUUUUAUAAUUCUCUAAUUAAAUGUGAUGAGUUAUGUGACAAAUUUACAACAGAUGAAAUAAAUAAAAAAAUAAAUAAUAUUUUUGAUACAAUGCUAGUCGAAAUAAACACUAAAUGUAAAACAGUAGUUUUAUAA